ACAACACAAGACAAGACGCUGCUGUUUUAUUUCAUUAAAUAAAUUUCACCGUCCCGACACCCAAGGAUUUCUUCAUGGUCCUUCGAGCAACGUGAGCAUAGUGUGCAGCUCAUCUACAGGUGUUUGCGGCCAAAACGGUGCGACGGAUCAGCACGAUUUUUGCGUCAGAAGUUACGUCGGGCAAGUUUGUGAGUCCAUUCCUGAUUCCAGUCGCCAUUAUUCCUGAGCAACGCGGUAAGAUUGUACUUCAUUCAUUCACUCAAUCAUCGUUGCCGCGGCGGAAGGACACACCGACGUCGAAGUGUUCAAAACCGGAGAAAGCAAUCUUCAUCUGCGUGUAACCGGAUUUACAAAGAAGAACUUCAAUAGUGUUCGUUUAUUUGUAACGAUUUUAUUUCGUCAAACGCGCCGAAGACAAAGGACAACGCAAUACAAAUAAUAUUGCUAUCUCACUCACUCAUAGCAUAUUACGGAACAUUAAUAUUGCUACAAAAAACGCGAUGUUCGGAGUGAAGUGAGCGAUUUUUAGCAAUCAACGUUGUCGUUCAAUACAAUCGAUCUCGAUCCCAAUCUUAACAGGAAUUGUAUUGCAUCAUCUUUUUACCACGUUUUCGUAUACCGAGCGAUCAUAUUUUUUUUCAGCAAAAGUGAAUUUAAACAAUUCAGUACUUGUUUAUAUAAUUAGUCAGCAAGAUGGCAAGCGACAAUGAGCUAUUUAACAGGCGGAAAUAUGUGAAAGGCUCGAUGACGCGCCUACGCAACUCGCUAACGUCGGAAUUCCUCGCGUCCGCAUCCGAACAAAUGUUACGCACGAAGCAAGAACAUGCCCAGUCCAUCUUCAAGGAGUAUAUAGACCUGACUGUUCAGGUCAACGACGACCAUGAUCCCACUCCUGUUGAAGAGGCGUACUUUGUGUGUAUGGACUUACUGCGCACUACUUUGCAGUCAAGAUUCGGGACGACGGCGGCGGCGGCAAAGCCAAGUGGCGGUUCUAAUAACGUCACGUCUAAGUUAAAACUCCCUGAUAUUCAAAUUCCACCAUUCGACGGCAAGUACCUAGAAUACAAACCAUUCAUCGAAUUGUUUACGGCGCUUGUGCAUAACGAUUCUAACAUUGUUGACAUUCAAAAGUUUGUGUAUUUACGUGGUUUUCUAAAAGGAGAAGCCUUCGAUCUUAUUAAUAAUUUACCAAUACAAGGCUCAAGUUACAGUGAAGCAUUGACAAUCCUGCGUGAUCGAUAUGAUAAUAGUCACAAAAUUGUAUUUGAACAUAUAUCCAAGUUAUUGGAUCUUGCCUCGAUACCCAGGCCAAAUGUAACCAUGUUACGUAAUUUAAUUUCUGUUGCAAAACAGCAUGUAGCAGCUCUAAAAAAUUUAAAUGAACCCGUUGACAAAUGGGACAGCAUACUUGUAUGCAUUCUAUCUCGCAAACUCGACCCAGUCACUAAUAGAGCUUACUGUUUGGAUAGGAACUCAUCUCAAUCCCCAACUUUUACAGAUUUCAUAAAAUAUCUUGAAACAAGAGCUCUAGCUCUCGAAAACUCGAGCAACAAUGAUGUCAUCGGCGCUAGGAAAGUACAAGCUACUGCUGCAGUAACAAAUAAUCAUGUAGCUAAGUGCUAUUACUGUGGCGUUGCUGCCCCAGCUUGAGGACCAGCACAAUGAGCUCAGCGAUCCCGCGACACCCCGACUCGUUCACACGCAGUUUGGUUAUUUGGUUGCAGGAAAAGUCCCCGUACAGUCUCCCCAUGAACUUCAGAGUACCCCUG
Messenger RNA from Pectinophora gossypiella (pink bollworm), 1769 nucleotides. RefSeq lists its product as uncharacterized. NCBI's taxonomy places the organism in Eukaryota, Metazoa, Arthropoda, Insecta, Lepidoptera, Gelechiidae. The record is from RefSeq and is a predicted model, not a curated record. The transcript has 2 exons. Bases 694 to 1650 code for a protein of 318 amino acids.